Sorghum bicolor (sorghum) is the source of this 908-nucleotide messenger RNA. RefSeq lists its product as uncharacterized. The record is from RefSeq and is a predicted model, not a curated record. The transcript is spliced from 3 exons. Bases 121 to 582 code for a protein of 153 amino acids. Gene Ontology annotation, molecular function: zinc ion binding. NCBI's taxonomy places the organism in Eukaryota, Viridiplantae, Streptophyta, Magnoliopsida, Poales, Poaceae.
CGCCGUUGGAAGUUGAACGGGCUGCCGGCCUACCGCUGACAACAGACGAUUCAACCGUUCGCCAAAUCCAAACGCACCGAUCCAGACCAGCGCACCCGCACCGGCCCGCCGACGAAGACCAUGGCGACCAAGGACCCCGCGGCCACCGGCGGCGAGCCCGCCAUCGGCAUCCCCUACCACCCGGCGCCGGGGGCCCAGGGGCACUACUACUACGCGCCGCCGCCGAACCCCUACGCGGCGGGGAUGCCGCCGCCCAACGCGAUCUACGCCGGCGCGCCCAAGGGGGUGCCGCUCCAGCAGACCAUGUUCCGCGACACGCCCGCGCCCUUCCACUGCCAGGCCUGCGGUGAGGCCGCCGUCUCCUCCGUCCGGUCAAAGCCAAGCCUUGCAUCCGUCGUGGCUUGCAUGAUGCCCUUCAUGCUGGGGGUCUGCUUCCUAUGCCCUUCGAUGGACUGCCUCUGGCACAAGUACCAUUACUGCCCCAGCUGUGGGGAAAAGGUGGGUGAGUUCAGGAAGUCCGACCCGUGCCUCGUCGUCGAUGCGGCCCGGUGGUCCGAGCCGAGCUUCGCUGUGCCUGCGUAGCUCACAUAUAUUGCACCGUUUGAUAUCCAACCAUUGCCUUCAAAAUGAGAGUUUCCGUUGCAGUUGUGUAGUCUGUAUGUAUAUAUAAAGGAUGCUACUGGCUUCUUGUUGCAUGCUGUAUAUCCCGUAGCUGAACUGCCGUUGCGCUCUAGUCUCUUACUCUCCACGUUAGAAUUCAAACUUUUUUUUUCUUUUGGGUCAGAAUAAAUGUGCUGCUGUUAACAGUACGUAAUUGAACAUACAUGUGUAAAUGUGUAAUAGGAGUUCUUAUCAACAAGGGAAGAAAAGAGGUGUGUUAUAGAAUUGCAGGACCAUCACUGUAGUAA